UUAAUUUCUUGAACAAAUAUUUUGUGACUAUAAAAUAAUAAUCAUGUACUGGCAUGGAUAGUUUCUUACUGCACCAUGGAAUUGCCUCUUGACCUCAAGAUGAUGAUGGAUGAACGGAACUCUGAGGAAGUUAACCAUGCUGACAAUACUGCUGAAGCACUUCAAGGAGAGAGUUCAAAAAUGCUGCCAGGUCAGAUACUGUCAGCUUCUCAGCUACAAAUGGUAGCUAACUCACAAGGCAUGAAUGCUACCCGUGGAUAUUCAUCAACAAACGAAGUUUCUACUCUGCAUCACUCACAUCGACUACACAGCGAGUUGCAGCAACAUGGCAACAGCACUACCUCAAUAAGCUCCAUACCUUCCUCAAAUAGCAUUCCAGCAAACCUCAUAUCCAGCUUACCUUUGCUCACUUCCCAACAAAUAGCAACAUCAGGCAUUGCUAUGAGCACAGUCAACUCAACAGCACAUCUGCGCUCACCGCCAUCAUACAGUUCUGUGUCAUGCAGCAGUGCUGAUGCUGGAGGGUACAGUGACACAAUGUGUGCCAGCAACAAUGGUGAUAACAGCAGAAAUAUUCAAGACAUGCUCAAUUACACAUCUGAUUCAACUGGUACCUUCACCACAACCACUACUACAAUCCACCAGUGCCUUGAGUGCAGUAUAGGUUUCAUCAGCAGGAGAGCCUAUGAAGCACACAUGGCCUCCCACUCAAAUAAACCAGCUUCUCAAGGCAACGUUGGCAGAGAAGACAACAUGCCCAUUAUGGUGCUGAUGGAUCAGUCAAGUGACUCAGCACAUCUGCCCCACUACUCCCUACCCACAUCCUCACACUCCCAUCAGCUUCACCAGUCAAGCAGAACCUCUCCUUCCCUCUCAAUCCAGUCAAUGACCAGCCAUGUAUUAAAUCAAAAUGUUCCAUCAUCCCAUCAUCCAGUGAACACUUCUCAGAUUAAUUUGUCAAAACCAUUGUCAUCUCAGAAUUUCCAUGCACCAAUAAACUCUCUACUUCCAACCACAUCCUCGCACCUCCAACCAAUCACCUCCUCGCACCUUGAACCAAUCAAUGCUUUUCAUCAGCAGCAGAUCAUGGUACAACAGCCCGAAAAUGGUGCAUCCGUUGCCAGCAAAGGUCUGGAUGGGAGUCCAGAUCAAGGUUUUGCUGUUAAUUGCAGUGCAGACAUGGCAUCGAUGUCUUCAUCCACCGGUAAUACAGAUGGAAAUGUGCUUAGAAGAUCUGCUGCACCCCUUAACUUCAGCCACUCAAAUCUCUCGUAUAAUCAGCAGCAGCAGCAGCAGAUAUUGAAGCUCCCUGAAGUGUCUGUUAGCGGCGGGUGUAUUGGCGACAGCAAUAGUGUCAUGAUGACGACCAGCAUUGACGGCUCGACUGCUGGCACUUCGUACAUAGUGGCGGCUACAGACCUGCACCAGCUGCAGCAGUCUGGUGGUCAGCUGCUGGUGCAAAACUCAAGUGCAAGUCGACAAGAACGAACAACAGCGAUGAGGCAACUUCCUCUUGUCUCCCAACAGAACCAAACUGCUGUCCUUCAGUCAGAGGCCCAACAAGCUCACAAUAAUAGCACCCAACAGCCUUUGGGCGCUACUAAUAGCAGGUUUUUGUCUUCUAUGGGGCAGCAAAUGUGCAACAAACGAUCUCAGAAUCUCUCAUCUCAGCUGACUUCAGAUAAAGGCAGGAUAUCUGCCCCUGGCGGUGCUGCAAACGAACCUGCCAAGACAGCGCCGUAUGAUCGGCCUUUCAAAUGCGACCAAUGCACUGCCUCCUUCAUUGAGCAGAGCGAGUGUGAAGAGCACAGACGCAAGCAUUCAGGUGAUGGUCCCUUCACUUGCGAGGACUGUCACUUCAGCUUCAUGUACAAGAGUCAUUACAAGAGCCACAAGUCACGUUGUGAGAAGAAACGUGCCACCAUGACCCCACAACCAGGCAACCUCAUCAAGCCGCCUGCAACACCGUCCAUCAAACGAGAGUUCCCCACUCAUGAGUCGCUCAAAGGCAACCUGCCCAACACGAGGCGGCGCACGGCACGAACUCUAACUGAUAGAUACAGUAGGAACAAUGCUGUUCAGAGUGGUGCUAACCAGCAGUUGGCGGCUCGGGAGGAGGACAUCAAGUAUAACAUCUCCCAGGAAGCGGAAGAACUUGCAGCCGAUGAUCCCGGUAUGGUAGCGCGUGCUGCGGUAGGCACUGCUCAGCCAACUACGUCUCAUUCGGUGCUCAAAAAACCUUUUAUCGCCACCAAGAUCAAAAAAGAAUCAGAAUUGAACGCAUUUAACCCUGUGAAGCCUUCAUUCAAAAGGUUGAAGCACCAGCACAAUGCGGCGCGUCCCUUUGAGUGCGAUUUAUGCGACGCUUCAUUCACGACCGUCGAGGACCUGGAGUCCCACAGCCAGAAGCACAGCAGUGAUGGCCCGUAUCGCUGCGACAGUUGCCAGUACUUGUAUCUUUACCGGCGUCUCUACGAUGCUCACAAGCGCAAGUGUAAGAAGAGCCGCAGUCGCAAAGACGGUCCUGUUGGUAUGCCAUCACAAACAACACCCAGAAAUCAACAGCAACAUAAUCAACAAAUGCAACAACAACAGCAGCAGCAACCUUCCGUUACUCUACAUGUCGAUCAAAGUAAUCAAGUUCAAUUUUUGCCGCACGUGUUGCCGCAGACACAAUCAGCUCUUCACUUACAGAACGAUCAGCAACAGCAGCAUGGUCAGCACCUAAUGCUCAUCGAACAUCCCCCAACAUCAACAAAUAAGUCUUUGCAAGCUCGCUCUUUGGAAAUUCAAACUGCUCCAAUGUCUACUAACAACCACGACAAUGCGACGAACCACCAGCAACAGCACCUGCAGCCCAUGGAGAUAACAGGACUCGGCAACGGCCCGACCUUCCUGCUCGGAGGUCAAGGGGCGGCCGGAGGACUCUUGGACGGUCAACAGCUGCAGCUGCACACGCUACACGGCACCGGAGUUCAGGUGCUGGAGCUGCGAGGUGACGAGCUCGUAGCAGUGACGGCGGGCGACGGAAUGCGCGACGGUGAAGGCGUCAAGUACGAAAUUGUGCAGACCCUCGACCCGAGCUCUGUACCGCAUAUCAUGAACCUGCUCAAGAAGGGCUCUCUAGGCCCUACUAUCGCUCAGUGAACUCACUCAGUGAGCUGUAAGCCCCGAGCCUUCAUGAAAGAAUCAAGUUCAUUCAAAAAAUUUCAGAAUGUGUUCUUCGUUUAUGUAUUCAUCAACAAAUAACUUUUACUGGUGUUGUGUCUUGUGCUAGUGCGCAACAUAACUGAAAUUAGUUCCAGAUUUUUUUGGUGCGACCGAUUCCAUGGUUCAAUGAGAAUUAUUCGAGGCAUCAGCUUUCCGCUACCCCGAGGAUAUUUUCAUUCAUAGUUGUGCGCUACUUUGACUGAGUAACAACAAUACCAGCUGAAUUUAUUAAAGCUCUUUGGUCUGCCAGAUUAUAGAUUUUAUAUUUGUUUUAAGAUACACGUUGCAAUACUGAACUCACAAAUGUAGUUUCUAGAGUCGAGAUGACGAGAGGCGUUGCUUUGUUUUCACAUGUCGACUAAUUUUUCAAUAUUAAUUUUAUGAAGCCUCAUAAUCUAAUCUACAUAUAAUAUUGAACAGCCAUAAUACUAGUUUGCCGCAUUGUUAACGAUAUCACAAGUGCAGUAUUCCGACGCAACCUUAUAUUACUUGCUAUAUCAACCAAGAUGUGUUUCAAGCAAAAUUACUAAGUUGUGCGGCUAAAUGAACACUCGUCUGCCAAUUCUGUAUCCAGAUGGAAAGUCGUAGGAUAAACCAUCGCAGUUGCAUGCAAUAAGAGUCUUUCUUUAAUAAAAUGACAUGAAACUUGAGAGACAAAACCGCAAGGCUCGUCGUCCAUCUGCCCGGUAAGCAAUCUUUUCGCUUCUUCUACGGCACAAAUAAGUUUAAAUCGUUCUUCAGUUAUAAGUGCAGUACAAAACUAUUUUCCGGUGAACUGUUGGAGUUGUACUUGUAUGUUGAAGUUUAUGCGCGACUGUUUAUACCUAUGAUCAUAGUUCAUACAUAGAUUUUGUAUUCAUGCAUGCAGAAUAAGUUCUUGCAAUUGUUGACGCAAGUAUGACGAAUCACCGCGUACACCGAAAACUUUCUUCAGCAUGGCGACUUCGUGAAGUUUUCGAGCGCCGCAUUUGUAUACUUGGAAAUUUCUUAGUGAAUGAAUUUAUCUUUACUCAAUGCUGAACUUUACUUAAUGCUUCGAUCGUCGCGGUUACUUGCUGAUCGUCUCCCUAAUAUACCUGCAGCAAUUUUCCCUCGAAAGAAUUAUUAUCAUGUUGAUGUAUUAACACGUUGUCUACGAUUGCUUCAUCUUGUACUAUUAUUUCAUUUUUUGUACUGUUUUCAAGAAGGGUUGCCAGACGUCAUUUUUUCCGGGCAAAUUCCGUGAUUUAGUUUUUCUCAAUUGCGUUGGCCGGCUAAAAUUU
Molecule: messenger RNA, 4472 nt
Organism: Hyalella azteca
Lineage: Eukaryota; Metazoa; Arthropoda; Malacostraca; Amphipoda; Hyalellidae
Product: zinc finger protein 236
Exons: 6
Coding region: 76-3147 (1023 amino acids)
Biological process (GO): regulation of transcription by RNA polymerase II
Cellular component (GO): nucleus
Molecular function (GO): RNA polymerase II transcription regulatory region sequence-specific DNA binding; DNA-binding transcription factor activity, RNA polymerase II-specific
Source: RefSeq, a predicted model, not a curated record